This is a messenger RNA of Bemisia tabaci, 7668 nucleotides long. The record is from RefSeq and is a predicted model, not a curated record. Lineage: Eukaryota; Metazoa; Arthropoda; Insecta; Hemiptera; Aleyrodidae.
UUGUUUUCACGCGGCGGCGAGGCGUGGUGUAUCAGUCGAAGUGCGUUUUGUUUACGACGUGAUACGGUUUCGGAUUCGACUGGAUUUUAUUCUCCUCGCGAUUUCCUUAAAUCGGCCGUUACUUUCCACGAUAUUUCUCUCCGAUUCUACGAAGGUUCAUUGUUGUGUUUUCUCUUAUUAAUUGUCGGGUUAUCAAGUGUUCAAUCGUUUCCUCGGCGCAUUUUGGCGUUCUCAGCCUAUGCUGUAAGGAUUACCGAUCACCGACGAAUUGGAUUAAUUCUGUGCCGGAUUAUACGUUUUCAAAAUUGUGCUCAAAUUCUAUGAUAUUCACCCAAUCUAAAAUGUGACAAAAUUGUGUGUUUUAUGUGUUUUUAUCAACACGGCUGAGCUGUAAUCGUAACCGAAUCAUUUGCCUAUUCGAUGUUCCCAGCUUUACGGAAAGCGAUUGAUGUGCCCGUUUAUCCUACCGGAUCCAUAUUUUCGGAAAAUCUCUUUUACUAAAUAGCCAACAUUGUUAUAUGGCCUCAGUGCAUAAUCUUUGCCAAAAUUUCAGCCAGUGAAUUUCAUUUUGUGUCUGCAACGCGUUAGGUAUUGUGAUUCUCACGGAGGAGUUCUCUUAUUAUUAUCUUCGCUAAGUACGUGUUUUCCCUCGAAUUUCAGUGAUAUUUAUCCCUUGGCGUCAUCUUGGUUUAUCCCGGUGAUAAGUGUUCCUUUAAAUUUUUUGCUCCCAAAGUUUUUGUGCCCCGAAUCUCUGGAUUAAUUUGUGUUUAGUGUUCUUGAAUGGAUAAAACUAUCUCUUCCUCAUGUACGUCAGAUGAAAUUUCAGUUCCAAGCUUGGUUAGUAAGCGGUCAAAAUCUACGCUUGCACUACCAAGCAGAGCUCUUACGCAAAUGGCGUGAAGGCGUACGUGAAGGUGUCGGUCCGGCAAAAUGGGGAUGAUUCUAUGGAUGCUGACCACAGUCCUAUGGAAGGCGGUUGAAAGUGUCGAUCUUUCACAAUGCUCGCUACCGUUGGGAAUGGAGUCCGGCACCAUUCGGGACGAUGACAUCACCGCCAGCUCGUCCUUCGACAGCAACAACGUCGGCCCCCACCACGGAAGGAUCCGAUCGGAGAUUCUGGGUGGGGCGUGGUGUCCGAAGCAGCAGAUCACUACCGAGUCGCGAGAAUGGCUGGAGAUCGACUUGCAUUCCGUGCACGUGAUCACGGCCGCCGAGACGCAGGGUCGUUUCGGCAACGGACAGGGUCAAGAGUUCGCCGAGGCUUACCUCAUCGAGUACUGGCGCCCCAAGCUCGGAAAAUGGGUCCGCUACAGGGACGUCAAGGGCAAUGAGGUGCUCAGCGGCAACACCAACACAUACCUGGAGGAGAAGAGGGAGCUGGACCCCCCGAUAUGGGCAAGCCGCAUCCGAUUCCUGCCGUACAGUUACCAUAGGCGCACCGUAUGCAUGAGGGUUGAAAUUUAUGGCUGCUACUGGAGUGACGGAAUCAUCAGUUACUCGAUGCCCCAGGGGGACAAGAGAGGAUCCGAGUGGGAGUUCUUCGACGCCACGUACGACGGAUACUGGGACGGAAUGCUCCAGAGAGGCCUCGGCCAGCUCACCGACGGCAAAGUUGGCCCCGAAAAUUUCAAAAUGGGCUACUACGAUAGUGAAAGAGGUCAAGGCUGGGUCGGUUGGAGGAACGAUACCAGGAACGCGCAGCCCGUCGAGAUCAAAUUUGAAUUCGACCAAGUCCGAGAAUUCACAGCCGCCCACAUUUUCUGCAACAACCAAUUCACAAGAGAUGUACAGGUAUUCUCCGAAGCAAAAUUGUGGUUCAGCGUUGGCGGAAAGUACUUCACGGGUGAUCCAAUCACCUACACUUACAUGGAGGAUCGGAUCUUUGAGCAUUCCAGAAACAUCACUAUCAAACUACAUCAUAGAAUCGGUCGUGCCGUGAAAAUACAACUUUUCUUCGCUUCCCGAUGGAUUAUGAUCAGCGAAGUGAAUUUCGAUUCUGCCCCCGCAAACGGCAACUUUUCUGAAGAGGUGCCCGUAUCCAACGAAGCUCCAGCUCAACCUGAAGUUUACGUGGAGAAAGAUUUUAGUCAUACUAGCUCGAAUGUGCCUGUUUCGACGCCCAACUCGGAGGACCCGACCUACAUGGCAGUGCUGAUCGGGGUGCUCAUGGCGUUCAUCAUCCUCCUGGCGCUGGCGAUCUUCCUGAUGGUCUCGCGGCAUCGGCAGCGCAAGUGCUUUGCCUCGCCACUGGCCACGAAGACGGCGCUCUCGGCCGGGAACCACCAGCACCUGUCGACCGGGAGUUCCUGCGGGACGGGGACCGGCGGGAGCUACAGCGGGAAGGAGGGCACCAUCGUGUCCUCGUGUCUCCCGCCCCCGCCCCCCGCCCCGCCCGACGCCGUCCUCCUCAUGGACCGACUCGUCAAGCUCGACGACUACCAGGAGCCCUACCAGGCCCUGUCGCCCUUCUACAGUUAUAGUAAUGUUGUCAUGCAAUCUGUCAACAAUAAUGCAGCUGUUCCUGCUGACGUCUCUUACGACUACGCAGUACCUGAAACCGGGACGAUCCCGCUGCUGAGUCCCGAAGCGAACCCGCCGCUGCCCUGCUCCGGCGACAAGGACAGCCUCUUCUCCAAAGGCUCCAAAGGCUCCUCCAACAGGAGCAUAAAAGACGAGUGCAAAGGCAAAAAGUCGCCAAGCCAACAAGAAGUUCUGAGCGCCUUGAAAAGGAGACUUGAACAGACUGUUGUGCCCGACUUCCCGAGGCAUCGGCUACGCAUGCUUUCCAAAAUCGGUGAAGGAGCAUUUGGCACGAUAUACGUGGCUGAAGCUGACGGGAUUCCCGAAUAUGGAAUAGCAGCAUCCCUGGGGAAAAGAUUAGUUGCUGUGAAAUUCCUUCUUCAAAACGCAAGUGAAAAAGAAAAAAUGAAUUUUCAUCGGGACGUACGGAUACUUGCUGCCUUAGAGGAUGUCAAUAUUGCCAGAGUUCUAGGCGUCUGUACCCAUGAGGAGCCCUUGUGUGUGGUCAUGGAGUACCUGGAGCAUGGUGACCUCAACCAAUUCCUCAAGUCCCAUGUUUUCGCCGAGGGUACACGAACAUUGCAAAUGGGAGUCAAAAGUCUUAGUUUCAACUGUUUGUUGUACAUGGCAACUCAAAUUGCAUCGGGGAUGCGUUACCUAGAAACCUUAAACUUUGUACACCGUGAUCUUGCCACGAGGAACUGUCUUGUAGGAAAAGCAUAUCAUAUUAAAAUAUCUGAUUUCGGGACAGAUAAUGAAUAUUAUAGCAGUGAUUACUAUAAAUUAGAUAAUGGAAUGACAAUACCUGUUCGCUGGAUGGCGUGGGAAUCCUUGUGUAUGGGAAAAUACACCACCAAGUCAGAUGUUUGGUCGUUUGCUGUUACCCUAUGGGAAAUUCUGAAUAUGGGUAGGAGAAGGCCGUAUGACGGAUUAUCAGAUGCCGAAGUAGUGGAAAAUCUAUCACAUCUAGAAACAAACAGUGGAGACUUCUUAUUCUUACCAAGGCCGUCUUCACCAUCCUGUACCAAUGAUAUCUAUGAUCUCAUGUUAGAAUGCUGGAGGCGUUUAGAGUCUGAGCGGCCCAGUUUCCGAGAAAUCCAUUUAUUUUUGCAGAGGAAAAAUUUGGGCUAUGCUCCACUGUGAUCAACCUUCUUGAACUGCUGAUUGCAAUUUUUCCCGCUACUGUAAUAUGCUGUUCUCUCUUGAUGUUCUCUACCUCAUUGUACUGCACCAUUUCUUUUAUUAUCUUCAGUCGAGCAUUCAUCUUAUGUUGGCUAAAAAUCAUUUUUCCUCGCUAAACUUAAAACUCUUCUUAACAGAGGGAAUAAAGUGAAAGAAAUAGGCUGUUUGACGACUUACUCCUUGAAAACUACAAUCCAUAACACACAAAUCUUUUCUCACUCAAAGUAAUUCUUAAUAUUACCAUGGUAUCAACCGAAUUUUUUUUUCAUUAUCAACCGAGUUUAUUUAGUUGCAUGUGAGCUCAAAGUUAGUUCUAUGUAUGGUGUUUGUGUGCAGACUUCUCAAUAAAUUGCAAGUGCAAAUUAAAACAAAAACAAAAUAAUUUUGCUCAAUUUUUGGAUGCAAAUCAAUAAGCAUUUAACUCACUGCCGCAUUCUUUGAAUCAUGUCCAAUUUUUCCCCUGAAAUUAAGAUCACUCGAUGGAAUGCCGUGUUUGAUCGAACUUCCAAUGAUAAGUUUCAGAAAUGGAUCGGUAGAUGGUAUUUAUGCAUGAGUGGCUGAAUUCCAGCUAAAAUCACCACACUCAUUGAGCAUUUGAUGAUGCCUGAUUUUAUGUAAAGAUAAAUCAAAAAAUGGGUCAAUAGAGAAAGUCUGAACUAGGACCAAAGUCACAUAUUUUCUCUUUAAAAUCUUACAUAGAGAAUAAUUCACACCGCAAGCAGUUUGGAAAUAAACUUCUGAAAGAGAUAUGAGCAAGUAUUUUUAAUUUGAAUCGAAAAGAAGUUAGGUUUUACAGAUGAUGUCAUGUAUUUUUGCCAUUUAAUCAAUGUAAAUUGUAGAAAACCCUUAUACCCUGUUCAGAAGCCGACUUGCAGGCCUCCUGUUGUGGUUUUUGUUUACCGUGCAAAAUUUUACUGAGAAAACAUGUUUAAAAGUGCUUUGAUUCCUACUUUGUCUAUUGGCCCAUUGCUUACUAAGCCACAAUUUUCAUCAAAGUAGCUGUAGGUAGGUAUACCAAUUUCAUCCAUUUCUCGAAUUUUAAUCACUGCUAUUUUUUUACUUUUUUAUUUUUCUACUUUGAUGAAGCAAGUACUUUUCUACAGUGUCAUAAAUUUUACCACCUAAUCAAUAAGUACAGCAAUAUAUUUUUCUUUUUACAGACAGAAUUUUGGCCUAGACCAUAAAGAAUUAAGAUGUAACCAAUAAUUUUUUUUUUUUUAAAAUUUUUACUGAUCCCAAUCACUGUUCAUAUAAAAAUCUAGCAAAAAUGAAAUGCACUGGAGCAAAAUUUGUAAAGAUACAUUUCUAUUCGGUCACUCUCCAGCAUCUAGAAAAAGGAAAGUGGGACAAGUUAUGCAAUUCAAUCAAACAUCUUAUUUUGAAAAAGGAGUAAAUGCUGUAAGGUCCUUGUGACGUUCAAGCUUUUUUCUAACAAACCUUCAAGUCAUUAAGCUUAUGAUGUACUGAGAAACAAUAAAAGUGUUGGCCUUUAUUCUUCUGAAAUUUUUGAAGAAAUUCAAUUUUCAAAGCAUAGUUGAAUAGCUCACACUCUAAAAAUAGUAAAGGUAUGUAUCAAUCUUGAAUUAUGAUCGAAGAAAAACUGGUGCUGGGAUCAAAACAGCAUCAACAUCUCCCUAUGAUACCCUUGAACGUUAUUUUUUUACCGUACAAAUCUCUAUAAUAUUGAGAUUUACUCUCCCUAUCGGGAAAAAUGUUAAAAAUGUACAUACUUUAUAGAAGCAAUUGUAGACAAUCUGUUACUGUAACUCUCUGAUUUUGUACAGUAUCUCUGUAAAUACUCAUCCCAUUUUUUAUCUCAGCCCUACCUUUGUAAUUAUUUACACUCAAAUUGUAAUUGAUGUGUCGAUAUUCUAAAGCAAUACAUGCCCAAAUUCAAAGUUUGUAGCAAAGCAACUACGUAGUUUUGGAAAGCAAGUGGAUUUUAUUUGGCUAGCCUAAAUAAUACAAGGAGUUUAAGUAAGCUGGUGAACAAAGUGAACUUUAUCAAGUUUUUAGAAUGGGAGUGUCUUUUUCCUCUGAGGAAAUACCAAGAUAACUUAAAUACUUCAUUUUAAAAACAAAAUGGAAAAAAUCGUAAGGACUGAUCUGAAUUUUUUUUUUCUAGUAAAAUUCCUGAAGCUCUUUGUCUUUAAAUUUUUAACUGAAAAAAUCAGAUAAAUAAAACCUGACAUUGAUUGUAAGAUUCUCUAAUUUUUAACACAGCCUGUCCAAAAGUUUGUACGCUUGCUUAAGUUGCCCAACUCAAAACUGGAAUAGGUAAUCAAACCUUUCAAGGGAAAAGAAAAAACAAACAUGCUUGUACUAUCGAACGACAAACAGAAAACAACAGAUUUCUGUUUUUAGUCCCUGAAGUUUUGAAUGGCAUGCCUCUUUCUUUUUUUCUGUUUUCUUCCACUUAAUUAAAAAUCUUGAACUUUGUAAAUGUCUUUAAAACCAAUUUGUAAAAAUCUUCACUGCACUUUCAUUCAUCACUUGUUCAUUGCUCUGUGUGAUAUUGCCCUUUAAUUUUAACCGAGGUUGCUCGUCUGCUAUUCCAAUAAUCGUUUCAGGAAUUUCCCAAGAAUUGCGUCACGACAAUAAACUUUUGAGCAUGUUCACAACUUUCCUCUGAUAGAUUUUUGAACUCAGAAUUCUUUAUGAUGAGUUAAAUUGGUAUUGCAAAGUUACAUCUCCACUAAGGAAAGAAAAAACGAACAGACAAGGGGAAUUCAUCAGAAUCUUCGGAAAAAAAUGUUUUUCUCCUGAAAGCCAAAAUCUUCAGUCUCCAGCGGAAGCUUUGUUGAAGUUAAAUACCUACUUCAGAAAAAUUCAGAAUCCCUACAAAACCGUCACUUCAUGUUUAUUUGACGUUAUUCAGAAAGUUAAUCUGAAUUCUUCAGAAAGUAAAGAUUUUUGGCUUCAUAUUACGGAGACGCAACAUCACAGACCUAAUUCUCAUUGCUCUGUUUACAUUUAAUUUUAAUACUCACCAGUACCAAGUAAAAAUUACUUCAGCAUGUGGAUUUUGUAAGAUCCUUUGAAUCUUCUGAUGUGCGUGUAUAUGCUCCUUGUACCUACUUACUGAAUUAGAAAAUAAUAUUUUCUAGCUAGUCAUAGUCGUAAGGAUCUGUAAAUAGGAAGUGCAUUUCAGUUAAGCGAUGUCCAUAUCAUCUUUUUUAAAUGCUUGUCACCUAACUAAAGAGUUCUUUUCAUUCCAAUUUUAUGAGAUUUUCUAAAGAUAGGCAUGUAGGAAUGGAAUAUUGUAUGUCAUAGGAUUUUUAAAAUCUUUGUAAACUUCGGUGGGUGACAUAGCUCCUGAGAUAACCAGAAAACAUUUACAGGAAAAGUAUGAUAGUUGAAUCGAGGGGAUAUUUUGAGCUCUUGUUCAGGAUUCUUUGUAUUGUCCCAUACUGCUGGCUGAUAGACAGAGAAGAUAGAAAAGAAAAUGGAGCAAACCAAUUGGUGAAAGCUUGUGGUUGCAAUGGACAGAGGAGAUAAGUAAUAGACAAACUAACUUUAACCCACUAGAGUCAAUCAUUUUCCCUGUGGUCUCUCACAACUAACCGUUCCAACCAACAGAACUGCUCCAUACUAUGUAGGUCUUCUUUGACCAGUGUAUCUGCUUUGUAUAUUAAUGUCAAUAAUCAGCCUCCUGGCUCAAAAAAACCAACAUGAAAACUGUCUAAUAUGAUUUCUCAAAUUUGGUGAUAGAAAAGGAUGACAUUUUUUAAACUUGAACAACUAACUAAUGAUUUAACGAAGAUAGGUUCGCAAUUAAAUUAGCACACUGAGAACCUGCCAUCUUACUUUAAUGCCCCCAUGUAUAAAUCUGUAUAUUUUGUGAUAAGAAGGUAAGUAGGUACUUACAAUUAGUUGAGACUGUGAAAUGAUUUUGUUAAUAAUUUGUAAUAGAUUGUACAUUAUGAAGUUAUGUCAAAAUAAAAUUAGAACAUAUCAAAUAUUUAA